AUGUGCUGCAACUACUACGGUGGCUAUGGCUGUGGCUAUGGCUCUGGCUAUGGCUGUGGAUACGGCUCUGGCUAUGGCUGUGGAUACGGUUCCCGUUACGGCUGUGGAUACGGCUCCCUCUAUGGCUGUGGGUAUGGCUCCGGAUAUGGCUGUGGCUAUGGCUCCCGCUAUGGCUGUGGCUAUGGCUCAGGCUAUGGCUGUGGAUAUGGUUCCCGCUACGGCUGUGGAUACGGCUCCCUCUAUGGCUGUGGCUAUGGCUCCGGCUAUGGCUGUGGAUAUGGCUCCGGCUGUUAUGGUUCCUGGCCAUUUGUUUACAGAAGAUGCUAUUCUUCUUGCUGUUAG
Molecule: messenger RNA, 342 nt
Organism: Chrysochloris asiatica (Cape golden mole)
Lineage: Eukaryota; Metazoa; Chordata; Mammalia; Afrosoricida; Chrysochloridae
Product: keratin-associated protein 21-1-like
Exons: 1
Coding region: 1-342 (113 amino acids)
Biological process (GO): hair follicle development
Source: RefSeq, a predicted model, not a curated record